CAAUUCUGGGGCUUGAUUAACCCUGAGUGGUCGUUAUGCACCAAUGGUCGUCGCCAGAGUCCCAUUAACCUCGACCCGUCGUUGCUCCUGUACGACCCCAACCUACGCCCACUCCACAUCGACAAGCACAGGGUGAGUGGUGUGGUCAACAACACCGGCCACAGUGUUGUCUUCACCGUGGAUGAAGACACCGAAGACCAGGCUUCCCCGGGCUCAGUGGGCGGCCUGGGCGGCGGGAGCCUCAACGUGGGCGGCUCACUCGGCAGGACGAUGGGCGGCGACGGGAUGGGCGGCCUGGGCGGCCAGGAGGACCACCUGAUCGGCAGUGUGUACGCCCACAGAGGGCACCGCCACAAGAAUCCGCCUCUGAACAUCACCGGAGGUCCUCUGUCUUACAGAUACAGGGUUGGUCAAGUGCAGCUUCACUUCGGCUCCAAGGACUACAUGGGCUCAGAACACACCGUCAAUGGCACCUCCUUCCCAGCUGAGAUACAGAUCUACGGAUACAACUCGCAGCUCUUCCACAACUUCUCCGACGCUGUGUCCAAAGCUCACGGCAUCGUAGCGGUAUGCAUCAUGAUACAGGUGAGUGCCCGCCCCUCCUUCUCAACCAUAAUCCGAGGGAGAGGAGCUAUACGCAGAUAA
Messenger RNA from Cherax quadricarinatus, 645 nucleotides. NCBI's taxonomy places the organism in Eukaryota, Metazoa, Arthropoda, Malacostraca, Decapoda, Parastacidae. The record is from RefSeq and is a predicted model, not a curated record.